AUGAGUACACAAGAUGACGACAACAGCACCAAGGUAUACUGCACCGUUGAUGAUCUAACUGAGGACACAAUAUGCAAGUUCCUUGUCAAUGAGGCUGCGGGAACCGUUGAAGAAGUCAAAGAGCAAUUCAGCAUCAUAUUUGUGCCGGGCCAAAGACCUCUACAGGUCUUCAAGCAUCAACGCGACACUUACAAAGUGCCAAACUACAGCGAGCAGUCGUACUUUUUAAUCGUCGACUCGGCGAACGCGACAAAGGAUGGCGUGCUGCUCUGCAAUCUCGAAGCCGAGCAUGGCUUUGCGGAUGCAGUGCGAAACCUGCCAAGCAUGGCGUGCAUGACAGCGACGUCCCUGUCCAUCGCCAAUUCCAAUUGGACCGAGGUGCGGGAGGGAACCUGGUACGACCAGGAACCGCCAGUGCGCCGCCUCGCCGUGUACGACAACCGAAAGAAAGGAGACAGGGACAGCUUCCACCAGCUCGCAGAUGCCGUCGAUGUCGGCAUGCACUACGUAAACGACGAGGGCGAGCCGCGGUCCGUGGGCAGCAUAGACGAUCUCUUCAGAUACGUCGCCAUUUCGCUCGACGAGUCCAGCGACACGGAUGAGCUCGUCAAACUGCAUCAGCGACACGCCGAGGAAAAGAGCCUGGACUCGAACCUCCUCGCCAUUGUCGACGACAAGUUUGCUGCCGAGGGUGCUCUUCUCGUCCAGGCGGAACCGCGAAAGGAGCUCCGGUGCAAGCCGCCGGUAGCCGGCACUCUGAUUUUGACAAGAGACACUAAAAAAGCCAGGCCCGAUGAGCCUAGCGAGGAUAAAGACCAGCAGGCUCUUGACGGUAAAGGGGGGCAAGGCGCGGAAGAGCGUCGCUUCAGAUAUUACCGUACUCGGUCGGGGAUGGUCAUUGCCUCGAUCGAACCACACGAGCUUCCGACCACAUUUAGCCGGCCGCGCCAGGAGUCGGACGGGCUGGACGAGAAUGGCGAGAUGGGCGCCGUGGAGGACACGAUGCUCGAGGAACUUCCGUGGGACUACUACCUGAAAAAGGACGCCGCCGAGGAGGGGGUUUAG
Messenger RNA from Akanthomyces muscarius, 1065 nucleotides. RefSeq lists its product as uncharacterized. Lineage: Eukaryota; Fungi; Ascomycota; Sordariomycetes; Hypocreales; Cordycipitaceae. The coding region runs from base 1 to 1065 and encodes 354 amino acids. The transcript is spliced from 3 exons. The record is from RefSeq and is a predicted model, not a curated record.